Molecule: messenger RNA, 786 nt
Organism: Chlorella variabilis
Lineage: Eukaryota; Viridiplantae; Chlorophyta; Trebouxiophyceae; Chlorellales; Chlorellaceae
Exons: 12
Coding region: 1-786 (261 amino acids)
Source: RefSeq, a predicted model, not a curated record
AUGGCAGCCCUCGCAGCCGACGACGAUGCCGAAUGCCAGGCCAUGUGGGGCGAGGCGGCGCUGGUGCAGCAGUUGCGGGAUGAGGUUGAGCUGGAGGCUGGAGAGCUCGCGGUUGAAUGGGAGGAUUCUGUUCUGCGCCGCUUCCUGCGCGCCCGCAAGCACAACAUCCUCAAAGCCAAGCUCAUGUUCCUGGAGCAGCUGCAGUGGCGCAAGGGGGCGGAGGUUGACACAGUGCUCACCGACUUUGUGUUCCAUGAGCGACAGGAGUUUUCAAAGUGGUACCCGGAAGCCUUUUAUGGCGUGGACCGCACGGGGCGCCCCGUGUACGUGCAGCAGCCCGGCAAGAUUGACACCACGCAGCUGUGGAAGUUCACAACGAUGGAGCGCUGUGUGCGGUACCACCUGCAGCAGCAGGAACGGUACUGGCGACUCAUCGCCCCCUCCUGCAGCCUGGCGGCGGGGCGCUUGCACGAGCAGUCGCUGGUGGUCAUCGACAUGGAUGGCGUGGGCAUCAGCACGAUCACGGGGGAGGUGCGCAAGAUCAUGGCCACGAUCAUGCAGAUCGACCAGGACUACUACCCCGAGCUCAUGUGGAAGUGUGUCAUCAUCAACGCCCCCACCACCUUCAGGGUCAUUUGGUCGAUGAUCAAGUACCUGUUGGAUGCGCGCACGCAGGUCAAGAUCGAGGUGCUGGGCGCCGACUAUCAGGCGGAGCUGCUGCAGCUGAUAGCUCCGGAGCACCUGAUGCAGUGCUAUGGAGGCUCCAACGCAACCCCCAUGAGGUGA